Molecule: messenger RNA, 4132 nt
Organism: Haliotis rubra (blacklip abalone)
Lineage: Eukaryota; Metazoa; Mollusca; Gastropoda; Lepetellida; Haliotidae
Product: NFX1-type zinc finger-containing protein 1-like
Exons: 3
Coding region: 1-912 (303 amino acids)
Biological process (GO): regulatory ncRNA-mediated heterochromatin formation
Cellular component (GO): nuclear RNA-directed RNA polymerase complex
Molecular function (GO): helicase activity
Source: RefSeq, a predicted model, not a curated record
AUGUCAACACCUCAAAAUACGUCUGCCCAGAAUGAGAAUUUCUAUGGCUUCCAGUUUCCCAAAUGGCAAAGAAAAAGUGUGAAACGACGCAUGCUGGAACAACUUAGGUCAUCUGAUCGAAUGACAGAAGAUGAAGCAGAACAAAUUUGUGAGCCAUGGAGUCUGUCUAUGCAUGACAGAUGGCGGCUGUACAGAUACUGGAUUUUCAAACAUCGCGAACAGCUGGAAAGAAAAAUAAGGCUCUACGAAGAAUUGUACAACGAAGUUUCGACAGACUUAAAGAGAUUACAAGAGACCGAGGACAGGAUAUUAUUGGGAAAUGCUACAGUGAUUGGCAUGACAACGACAGCAGCAGCUCGGCAUCGACAAAUGCUAGCCGAGAUUGGGCCUAGCAUCAUCAUGAUAGAGGAAGCCGCUGAGGUUCUUGAAGGACACAUCAUCAGUACUUUAACCAAGAAGUGCGAACACCUGAUACUCAUCGGGGACCACAAACAACUGAAGCCAAACCCAACCGUUUACAACUUGGCAAAACGGUACCACCUUGAUUUGUCCUUGUUCGAGAGGAUGGUGACAAAUGGGAUUCACUGUGACACUCUGACUCUUCAGCAUAGAAUGAGGCCAGAGAUAUCGUCUUUGUUGCGCCAUAUUUAUCCUAACCUUGAGGAUCACCCAUCUGUGUUUGAUUACGAAAACGUGAAGGGGAUUUCUACCAACAUGUUCUUCAUACAACACAGAAAUCAAGAGGAAACUGAUGAACAGAUGGUUAGCCAUUCCAAUGAGUAUGAAGCAGUCUACAUUGUUGCUUUGUGUAGUUACCUGUUAAAGCAAGGAUAUGACCAUUCAAAAAAUCACUGUGCUCACAACAUAUGCAGGACAACAGCACAAAAUAAGGAAGUUAAUGAGGCAGGGUAAUUUCCCAGAUGUGAAACUCACAGUUGUUGACAACUACCAAGGUGAAGAAAAUGAUAUAGUCCUGUUGUCUCUUGUCAGAAGCAAUCCUGAAGGAAGUGUGGGAUUUUUGAAAAUCGAAAACCGCAUAUGUGUAGCUUUGUCACGCGCAAAAAUUGGGCUCUUUGUUAUAGGUAACUUUGAGCUUCUCGCUAUGCAGAGCUUACUCUGGAGAGAUAUCCUGGAAGAUUUGAAGAAAAAGAAGCAGGUAGGACCCACCUUGCAUUUGUAUUGUCAAAACCAUCAGAGUGGAACCGGAAUCAACAUUGAAAGUCCAAAUGAUUUUGAAAAGGCUCCUGAUGGAGGUUGUCUAAAACCGUGUGCAUUCAAACUCAAAUGUGGCCAUGUUUGUUCCAAAUAUUGCCAUCCCUAUGACCCUGAACACAAGGAAUACCUUUGUAUGAGGUCUUGCACUCAGAUACUUUGCAGUAAAGGUCAUCCAUGUCCACGACUGUGUCACGAGAAAUGUGGACCAUGUGUCGUGCCUGUUCAAAAGAUCAUCCCGUCUUGUGGCCAUGAGCAGAUCGUCCCAUGUUUCCAGAAUCCGAAGACAUUCUCCUGUAUGAAUGAUUGUGAGAAACUUUGCAGCAAAGGUCAUACAUGUCCUCGACCGUGCCACGAAAAUUGUGAACCUUGUGCCGAGCCUGUUCUAAAGAUCAUCCCGUCUUGUGGCCAUGAGCAGAUGGUCCCAUGUUCCCAGGAUCCGAUCACGUUCUCGUGUAAGAAUAAUUGUGAGAAAACAUGUAGAAAUGGUCAUCCAUGUCAACAACCGUGUCACGAGAAGUGUGGACCAUGUGUCGUGCCUGUUGAAAAGAUCAUUCCGUCUUGUGGCCAUGAACAGAUCGUCCCAUGUUUCCAGGAUCCGGAGACAUUCUCGUGUAAGAAUGAUUGUGAGAAACUUUGCAACAAAGGUCAUCCAUGUCCACAACCGUGUCACGAAAAGUGUGGACCAUGUGUCGUGCCUGUUCAAAAGAUUAUUCCGUCUUGUGGCCAUGAACAGAUCGUUCCAUGUUUCCAGGAUCCACACGACUUCUCAUGUCGGGGCAAUUGCGAAACGGAUCUUGACUGUGGGCACAGAUGUGGAGAAGCAUGUGGGAAAGCACAUCAAUGCAGAGCAACAAUUAAGAAGACAUUCAGAUGUGGACAUGUGGAAGAGGUCUUGUGCAUUAACAAAGACACGGUAGAGUGUUGGGUCAGAUGCGGCGAGAAGCUUGACUGUGGACACAUUUGUGAUGGUAACUGCAACAGGUGUCACGAAGGAAGGCUUCAUGUACCAUGCCAGAAGAUGUGCAAGGAAAUACUGAUCUGUGGCCAUGAGUGUGGCGCCAAGUGUUCACAUUGUCCUCCCUGUAGGAUGGCAUGUGAAAACCGCUGUCCCCACGAAAGGUGCACUAAAUUUUGUGGUGAAAUUUGUGACCCAUGCAUAGCACCUUGUGAAUGGAAAUGUGAACAUUUUAAAUGCACUUUGCUCUGCGAUGAGCCUUGUGACAGACCACCCUGCAAUGAACCAUGCAAGAAGAAACUGCCCUGUGAACAUCAAUGUAUUGGCUUGUGUGGCGAACCAUGCCCAAUGCAGUGCAGGUUUUGCAACGCUGCUCUAGUAAGUAAUGUGAGUGGAAAGCCGAAUGCAAGAUUCGUUUUCCUGGAAGACUGUGGGCAUAUUGUGGAGGUUACAAGCCUCGAUAGGCACAUGGCAUCCAAAUCAGACGAAAUCCAACUGAAGAAAUGUCCACACUGUAAAACAAUAAUCAGAUACAACAUGAGGUAUGGAAAUGUGAUCAAAUCCAUUCUCAGAAAACUGGAAGUUGUAAGGAAGCAGUGCAAUGAACAGGCAGAGACGGUUCUGGACACAGAAGAAAGGAUGAUGAUUGAAGUGAUGGAGGAUGAUGAAUGCGAGGGAAAUACAAAAGAAAUGAUGCUGCGCCAAGGAUUUACCAACACUGUGGCAGGUCUCACAGCACUACAGAACCAGUUUACCCUCCUGGAUGAGCUUUCAAAGAUUACCGAUGAAUAUGACCCGUUUUGUUGGUAUAGAAGGCAUCGCUCGACAUAUUGAUUUGGCCACUAAAGAAACAAAACUAUUCCGCACAUGGCUGAUGAUACGAAGACAAGCCUUCAGCAGACAAGACGAAUCAGACGCUCAGAAUGAACUGCUUAGACACAAAAUGAUUAUUCACAUGCUGGACUUAGAAUUUCUUCUGGCGCCAAAUCUAAAGAAAGUGACAUACAGGGUUACAUGCUGGUUCUGAAAGACAUCCUUGUUUCUGGCAAAUCUUACUCAGCUGAAAAACAAAUCAGGGUUGAAAGAAUAUUUGACAGACUUUGGGGUACUCUCAACAUCAAGUUCUCAGAGGAGAUUGACAAUGCAAAGGUGAUGAUUACACCAACAACUGGAAUUGCAUCUGGUCACUGGUUGUCCUGUCGCCAUGGGCAUGUCUAUUCAAGAGGAGAAUGUCGGUAUGGCUCCAAUAUUCGUCAUAUUCGUGACUGCCCCCGAUGUCUCAGCAGAGUGGGUCAGAAGACACCACAAAAGAUUCUGAAGACAAAGUGACUGUUUCGACAUAAUGUGACUUGAAAUGAAGAGGGUUGUGUAAAGUUCAUAUCAACGACACGUGUUGUGAAUAUGGAACAGUUUUCUACUUCACUUGCAUAUGUCAGUUUCUUUGUGAUGUUGCGAGUAUUGACGGGAGAUUAGAGAUGGAAAGGUACCCAAGCUGUAGGUGCAAACCUUAUUGUUCAUAUAAGCUCCUUUUCUUAAAUGUGCAUGUAGUUAGUUUGCUCAGAGGGCGAGAUUUAUCAAUAUUGUUCACCCAGUUAUACUUUCAUCUGAAUAUCCAGUCACGAAUCUAUUGUCCUCUGUGUAUUUGUAUGUGUAAUUGUAUAUACAUGUAAAUAUAUAUCUACGUCAUAAUCCAACAUGGCAAUGGUGGCCAAAUCACUGAGCAGAGUUUAGUCCUCUAGAUGUGCCGAAAUUUGCGGUAAAUGUGGUAAAUGUCUACGACCUGAAUCUGACUUCCAUGGGAAUGUGAUCCGAACUUACAUAAUCUGUAUGUUUUUUAACAUACAGUUCACCCACUGGUAUCUUUAUAAGCACAUAAGGACGGUUUACAGCAAGGAUUGUGAAACCUUGAUGUUCCUGAGCAACCUCUCUAGGGAACAUGAGCGGUAUAAAGCCCGUGUAUGA